AUCUUUCAACACAUGAAAAACUAAUUAAACAAACAAAGUCACUCCCUUUAUUCAUCAUCACCGAUUCUUUCUCCCUCCAUCUCAAUUUCCCCCAAUUUCAACCAAUUUCCAACCAAAGAUCCAAACUUUUUCCAUUUUCCCAUCUGGGUAUCCAUCCCUCUAUGGGAUCUGGGCUCUCAUCUUUCCUCCUAAUCUGCAACAGCACCACCACUGCUCCGCCGGUUUCGCCGGAGCCAGGCCUCGGUGAUCUGCCGGAGAGUGUGGUGGGUUAUAUUCUCCUGCACUUAACCCCACAGGAGAUUUGUACACUCGCAUCUCUUAAUCAUGCUUUUCAUCAUGCGUCAUUGGCUGAUUUUGUGUGGGAAUCUAAACUGCCUAAUAACUAUGAGAUGUUUGUUUCAAGGGUGUUUGAUGAUGACAAGUUUUGUUACAAUCUUUGUAAAAAGGAUGUUUAUGCAAAGUUGUCUACACCCACUUUUAUUGAUGGGGGCACCAAGAACGUGUGGUUGGAUAAAGGCACAGGAAAAGCUUGUGUGCUAAUAUCGUCCAAUGGGUUAGCAAUAACCGGUAUCGAUGAUCGUAGAUACUGGAGCUGGAUCUCUACCGAGGAAUCUAGAUUCUGUUCGGUGGCUUAUCUUCAGCAAAUUUGGUGGUUUGAAGUCGACGGUGAGGUGGAGUUUCCUUUUCCGUGUGGGACCUACACCCUCUACUUCCGCCUGCAGCUCGGGCGGUCGGGCAGGCGGUUUGGGCGGCGAGUCUGCAACUCAGACCAUGUCCAUGGCUGGGAUAUAAAGCCUGUGAAGUUCCAGCUCUCGACUUCAGAUGGUCAAAAGGCGAUAAGUCAAUGCUAUUUGUCGACGGAUCCUGGAAAAUGGAAUCUUUAUCGGGCUGGUGAUUUUGUUGUUGAGGAUUCAAAGGUACCGAUGAAAAUCAAGUUUUCGAUGACACAAAUCGAUUGUACACACACUAAAGGUGGUCUGUGUGUGGAUAGUGUGGUCAUACUCCCUAAGUGAAGAUUGAAAUUUUUGUUUAGAUGAGGUUAAAAGCAACUUUUUUGAUUUGCAUGUAACCUUUUUAUUAGUAGGUUAUAGGCUUAUAGCAUGUAUGUAUGAUAUGUAGUAAGGUGAGAUUAAGAGAAAUAAUUAGUAAUGUGAACAUUUCUGUUUUUUUUUUUU
This is a messenger RNA of Helianthus annuus (common sunflower), 1175 nucleotides long. Its product is annotated as F-box protein PP2-A13. The coding region runs from base 162 to 1013 and encodes 283 amino acids. The transcript is spliced from 3 exons. The record is from RefSeq and is a predicted model, not a curated record. Gene Ontology annotation, molecular function: protein binding. Lineage: Eukaryota; Viridiplantae; Streptophyta; Magnoliopsida; Asterales; Asteraceae.